Molecule: messenger RNA, 861 nt
Organism: Maniola jurtina (meadow brown)
Lineage: Eukaryota; Metazoa; Arthropoda; Insecta; Lepidoptera; Nymphalidae
Product: MAGE-like protein 2
Exons: 2
Coding region: 79-744 (221 amino acids)
Source: RefSeq, a predicted model, not a curated record
AGAUAAAAUAAAUGUAUAUAAUGCAGAGAAAUUGGUAGUUCUAUCACAGUCUUAGUAACAACGCGAAAAGAACCAAAUAUGAAAUUCCUAUUGAUCGCUGCCGCCGUAGUAGCUGUGGCCGUCGCCGGCCCGGCUCGCUUCAUCACCCCCGGAGGCGCCGGACCCGCCCCGAUCGACUUUGGCAACUCCCCCAUUCACGUUGGGCCAGCUCUAGUUGAAGAGGAAUCCCCCGUUCACGUUGGUCCAGCUUUAGUUGAAGAGGAAUCCCCCGUUCACGUUGGGCCAGCUUUAGUUGAAGAGGAAUCUCCCAUCCACGUUGGGCCAGCUAUUGUUGAAGAGGAAUCUCCAAUCCACGUUGGGCCAGCUAUUGUUGAAGAGGAAUCUCCCAUCCACGUUGGGCCAGCUAUUGUUGAAGAAGCCGUUCCCGUAUACAGCUCCCCUCUCGUUCAGGUUAUCGUCAAUGUCAACUCUGGUUCCAUAUCCGGUAACCCAGUUGUUGUCGAGCAACCCGAAAUCAACCCAACUCCAGUCAUCGUUGUUGACAAGCCCGAGAUCGAGCCUACCCCAGUCAUUGUUGUUGACAAACCCGAGGUCCCUGAACCAGUGAUCGUAGCUCCCAUCGAGCUCCCCGAGAUCGACCCUACCCCAGUGAUUGUCGUCGAGGAGCCCGAGGUCCCUGAGCCCGUCAUCAUCGCUCCCAUCGAGGUCGCACCCGUCAUCACCCUCCCCGAUGAACUUAACUAAACAUCAAAUACUAGUUAAGGAAUAUCCAGGACUGUUAACUACGAACUCGACGAUGGGGCAGAAGAUCAAUGAGAACUUUAUGUAACUAAAAAUUCAACACCUCAAAUAAAUUUUUCU